AUGCUUGAUGGCUUCGCAAAACAUCCCGAAAACUACGUGGGCCUUACCACCAAGUCCAACUACCGGGAUUUCCAGGCCUACUUUUGGAACCUCGGGAUGCAUCAUUGCCCGCGCCCUUGCAUGGAACGAGAGGAGGUGGUUCGCCACGCGAUUGUGGAGAUGCAGGAAGCCACUGUGAGAAGGGCCGGCGAGGAGAUUCUUUCAGAAGUUGACUUCGAAGUUCCCGCUGGUGCACGUGCUGUGGUAGUUGGGCCAAAUGGAUGUGGGAAGACAACUUUGUUAACCACCAUUGCCACGCGAGACAGUGUCGAAGGCGGCUUUUUGAAUGUGAAUGCUGCAUCCAUUGCUUGGCUUCAACAAGAAGCUAUAAGUGGAUCCAAGAAGACCGUGUUUGAUGAAGCAACAUCGCAGAUGAAGGCAUGUGCCACCAUACAGGCCCUUGAAAAUGCACAGGCUGCGCUAGAGGCAGCAAACGAUAGUGAGGAUAUCAUGAAGCUCGUUGAGGCUUUGGAACAGGCCACUGCCGAGUUCGAGGCCGCUGGCGGAGCUGAGAUCAGACGCAAGGUGGAGGAAGUUCUCGCAGGCUUGGGCUUCUCCAAGGCAGAUGCUGGCCUGGAUGGUGCGGCAAGCUUGGGGUGUGUGCAUGUAUUUGCUUAUCGUCGUGCGCUGUUGAUUGAUUGUGACAACAAUGAUGGUGUCAAAUUGGCAAGACAUUUCUUUUGUGUGUGGAAGAAGGUUAUUCUGUGCUUUUUGCCUUCACCGACCAAGGAUUUCAGGAAACCCUGCUCAGAGCUGAGCGGAGGUUGGCAGAUGCGUGUUGCCCUGGCCAAAGUAUUGCUGCAGGAACCCCAGCUGCUCCUCUUGGAUGAGCCAACAAAUCAUAUGGAUACCUCUGCUAAAAAGUGGCUUACCUCUUACUUGGCCAGAGGUCUGUCAUCUUCAAGCACCUUGCUCCUGGUCACGCAUGACCGAACGCUUCUCGAAGGGCUUAGAUGCUCACAGGUCUUCGAGAUCUCGGAGAAGAGAGUUUUGCGCUACGACGUUUCGGGCAUUUCUGAGUGGGAGAACAAAAGGAAGACAAGAUUGGCCAAAUUGCAGAGGGAGAUGGAAAAACUUGAAAACACUAUGGCUCAUGAUGAGGCAUAUGUCAAAAGGUUUGGCGCAAAAUCCAGCCAUGCUAAGCAGGCACAAUCUCGCAUGAAGAAGCUUGCUAAAGCCCAGACACAAUUAGAAGGUCUCCGAGCAGAAACACGAGGCUUGCCUUCAAGUGCCAUUUUAGAUGGAAAGAAGAAGGAGGAAGGUGAUGAAGAUGAUCUGACUGAUGGCUUGCUGCCUUUGUCUGGUCCUGGGAAGGUGAAGUUCCAGCUACCGGAGUGGCCUUUGAGUGUCUCACCACCGCUGGAUGGGAAGCUUCUCCGGCUCAAAGACGCUGACAUUGGCUACAAAGCUGCUGAGCCUGUCCUCAGGGUGGAGGAACUGGUCCUUGCAGCGGGGCAGCGGUGUGCUUUGUUGGGACCAAAUGGAUGUGGAAAGACCACUUUGCUCCGGACUUUGGCAGGGCAAUUGGAGGUGCGCGCCGGUGCGCGGAUCCUGGGAGUUGGAGGCCUGCGCAAAGCGAGGGUGGCAUUUUUCACCCAAGACUUGGCUCAGGACCUUCCGAGUGACAUCACCCCAAUAGACCACGUGCUGGCUGAUGAUGCGCCUUACACACUAGAUGUCCAAGGGGCACGAACUGCGUUGGGUGCCCUCGGGCUCCGGGGUGCCUGCCACAAGGCCCAGAUUGGUACACUUAGUGGUGGAGAGAAAGCCCGAGUGGCACUUGCAGUCUUUGCCACCCGACCUGCAGACAUCCUUUUGCUGGAUGAGCCCACCAACCACCUAGAUGGUGCUGCUGUGGCGUCAUUAUGUGCUGGCUUGCGUGAACACAAAGGAGUGGUUUUAGUGGCAUCGCAUGACAAAGCUUUUUUGGAAGCCUUGCAAGUGACUGACCAGAUCUUGGUCACCCGGGGCUCUUUGGGAGAGCCAGGGCGGCUGACUGUCAAAAGUGAGCCCUACAAGCGUGAGAUCCUGGGCGACAAGUCCAAAGUCGAAGAUUUUGUAAGUUCCGCAGCUCAUAAGAUAGAGGAAGCGGAGGACAUGGAGGAACUGUCUCCGGAGUCAGGCCGCGCUCAGAAAUUGAAAAAGAAGAAAGCCCUUCGACAAAAGAUCGAAUCUGUCAUGGAUCGAAUUGAGCAGGCCGAGAAGAAGUGGGAGAAGGCCUCUAGUAAGAUGAGUGAGGAAUACAAUGAGGAGACACUGAAAGCUUUUGAAGAUGCCAACUAUACGGUCGACACUGAGCUGCUAAGGCUGCUAAGGUCAUGCCACAACGCAAUGGUUGAAGGAAUCCAAGAGGCCAACCCUUACGACGCUUUGUUUCAGGAGUUGUUGUAUGAAUGCUCGAUCGAGGAAAAUCUCUACAAGAAAAUGCAACAGUUGGAGGACCAGCUCGCAUCCGCAUGA
Molecule: messenger RNA, 2499 nt
Organism: Durusdinium trenchii
Lineage: Eukaryota; Dinophyceae; Suessiales; Symbiodiniaceae
Source: the annotation of a GenBank genome assembly